UGAUUUUUGUAAUACGGAAUUGGGAAAUACGAUAUAGAUGACACUUGGUUCUAAAGGAAUGUAGCUAGAAAAUGGAAUUAUGUUUUUGGAGCUGACAUUACUGGCACUGAGUUUUCCUUGCGGUCUGCAGACACAUGCAGGCAUGUCUAGCCGGACGAUAUAUAUCAAUCAUCAGACAUGUGGUUCGUCGAUCAAUCUAAGUGCUUCCGAAUCUCUGUAUCUAGAUUACCAUGGCAGUGAGUUAGACUUUAAUAGAACGGAUAACGGUCGGCAUAAAAAGUUCGUGUGUAUUAUAGAUAUAGAAACACAAGAUGGUGCUGAACAAACGUGUAUCGAGACAGAACAAACAUUGCUCAAAGAAGGAUGUACACUGAGAUUUAUGUGGCAUUCAGGAUCGCGAGACUUCAUGUUGUACGGUUUGUCAACAUAUUGGUGUGAUAUGUUCAUGUAUGGGUCUAUUUGCAUGCCCGUCUGGAGGAGUAGACUGCGGUUGGAUACAUCAGAGACAGCCGCAUUGAGAAUCCGGUUUUCUACAAAACGUAAAGCCUCUAUCAAAACUAUUUUUGAGCAACCAGAGCAUACUAAUGUUAACAAACCCUUUUUGUAUGGUUUGAGGGGUCGUUUAAGUUUUGACUUCUACAUAGUAUUGACAGCUUUUGUGUUCGUCUGCGCAUGUGUGUCGGUAACGGCGGUCAUGAGACACAUGAAGAAAAGAGCAAACAGAAGACGCAUUUUAAGUACGAAUAUAGAACUUGCUCAAUUAGACCAGACAUUGACAGUUCAGAGAAACUUUUCACCUAAUGAUGCGUCACGUAACGUUGCCCAGCAACGUUUUCCCCCGCAUGUAUUCUCCAAUACAGAGACAAAAAAUUCUAUUUCACACGCAGCGUAUUCUGGUGACGUAACAGUACCACCACCAUAUUUAGAAAACCCGCCACCUUACAGCUAGAGUUUCAUCAUCGCACAGCGCACAGUCAAGUUCAUCAGAUGGUGUGCGAUUUGAAAUGAUUUCAGAUUAAAUACGAUGACUUGUUUAAUUACCCUACAGCUGUUGCCUAUACAAUGAUAUGAAUAGAAUGAUGACACCCUAGGCUUCCAUGAAAUCGCUUUUAUCCUACAAAUAACAUUUUUAUUUUAGGUGAAACAUUUUUUUUAGUUAAUGCUUAAUGUCAGUACAUGUAUUAAUCAGUCAUGAUAUUUAAGUAUUGUUUUUGUAAUAUGUUGUUUUAUAGCUUUUUGCAUAGGUAUUCAUUACCAUCUCUAAGUCAUAUCUUAUAUAAAGGAUAUUGCAUGAGUGUCUUUUCAUAUUGAAUUUAUUAAACGAGUUGAAUAGAAUAAUAAAAUGCGAGGCUCUGCCAAGUAUUUUAUCAAUUUUAUUCAACGAGUUUAAUAAAUUCGAGAUGAGAAGUCACAAACGUAAUAUUCUUUUUAUCUCAUUGAUUUGCUACUAACACAGCAGUUUGUAGCAACACUAUGUUUUGUUUUAACUUAGGAUACAUAUAACAUUUAGUUUUAAUUGCAUUUUAGUCCUUGGAUUUGCAACUCGCUCGGCAGCUUGUCUAUCUUACCAUCAUAUUAAUUUGAUACAUAUCCCACUGAUUUACAGGCGGUGGCACGGAAUAUUUUCACUAUGUAGAUCAGACUGCAGGUGUUAAGUGCCGGUGUCCAUUAGGACAAUAUGAAAUACGUGAAUGUCUUGUAACAUGAAACUAAAUUAACCAAGCUAGAAGAAAACUCACUUGUGGGUCUUUUUAUCUGGUGCUAGCUUAUGUCAAUUUGGCCAUUGGUAAUGCUGGCCUGCUUAAUCCAGGUUGUUGUUCUCGCAAACAAUCUUAAAUGGUUAUUUUAAACUCAC
Messenger RNA from Mercenaria mercenaria, 1855 nucleotides. RefSeq lists its product as uncharacterized. The record is from RefSeq and is a predicted model, not a curated record. The coding region runs from base 80 to 949 and encodes 289 amino acids. NCBI's taxonomy places the organism in Eukaryota, Metazoa, Mollusca, Bivalvia, Venerida, Veneridae. The transcript is spliced from 6 exons.